UGACCAAAUAUAAAUAUUUGUGGAGACCAGAUAGAGACACAAUAAUCGAGCCAGCAGGGACAAAACUUGGAGAUGGAUUAUACCAGCCAGUGGGCAGUGUUGCGAGAGUUUAUGCUCUUUGCUACGUAUGGUGGAAGCGAGUUCAAGGGCAUGGGGUUUGGUCCUGGAAGUGGAGCCGAGGGGACGUUUGCAGGGACGAGGUUUCUGGGAGUCAUGGCCAAGAGUAAGGGCGAGUAGGCGCCGCCCAACUGUACAUUGUAAUAUCAAAAACAUCCACAGGAAUCCUGAACAUCUGGCACCCUUUCACGACAGAAGGAAAGAUCCCAAGCGGCUUGAGGCGGUGAAGUAAGAGCAUCACUGUCCAAACCCAUGCAGGCAGUGUAUUGUUGACUGAUACACGGAGUAGUACUGGCCAUGGUAAAAGCCUUGAAAGAGCAGAAAAUGAACUAAAAUUCUAUAGAUAGAAGCAGUGUGGCAGCACCAGCCAUUAGGCAGCGCUUGCUUCAUGGGAGGAGUACAGAGAUCAUAGCUUAUGCCCCAAGUGCCAGGCAGCUGAAAGAAAACAACUAUAGGAACCGGAACUAUCAAGC
Messenger RNA from Laetiporus sulphureus 93-53, 590 nucleotides. RefSeq lists its product as uncharacterized. The record is from RefSeq and is a predicted model, not a curated record. NCBI's taxonomy places the organism in Eukaryota, Fungi, Basidiomycota, Agaricomycetes, Polyporales, Laetiporaceae. The transcript has 3 exons. The coding region runs from base 73 to 237 and encodes 54 amino acids.